AUGGGGACCGUAUUCAAAGACAAAAAGGAAAUAAAGAUCACGAUACCACAAAAGAUGUCGGAAGUCCGCAUAACGCGAAAAGACGACUCUGUCACAUCUCAGGAAAUCGCCGCGGCAAUUGCCACUAACGGCGACUGUGAUGUGUCAGACGUUAGGGUAGACACGAUAAAAUUCGCUCUCUGCGGUAUGGGUACAGUGUGGGCCAAAUGCCCAACAGCAACGGCGAAAAAGAUCGUAGCACUGGAGCGGCUCAUAGUCGGGUGGUCCGCCACGAUAGUGACGCCACUGGAGACCAAAUCGCUCCAGUGCUACAAGUGCAUGGAAUUUGGACAUGUUUAG
Messenger RNA from Nomia melanderi (Alkali bee), 339 nucleotides. NCBI's taxonomy places the organism in Eukaryota, Metazoa, Arthropoda, Insecta, Hymenoptera, Halictidae. The record is from RefSeq and is a predicted model, not a curated record.